Messenger RNA from Prunus avium (sweet cherry), 893 nucleotides. RefSeq names its product putative HVA22-like protein g. Lineage: Eukaryota; Viridiplantae; Streptophyta; Magnoliopsida; Rosales; Rosaceae. The record is from RefSeq and is a predicted model, not a curated record.
AAACCCAAACAUGCAUAUACAUAUUAUGAGACGGUUUUCCGCUGUACUCUAUUUCUACUUUCGGAAUUUUCUUUCCCCUUCAAUCUCUCUUCAGGUUAUUUGAAUUUCUGGGCUAAUCAAAAUCAUGCUGGGAUCUUUUCUUCCAAGGGUUCUUCUGAUGGUGUUUGGUUAUGCUUAUCCGGCUUAUGAGUGCUAUAAGACUGUGGAGAAGAAUAAGCCAGAGAUUGAGCAACUUCUGUUUUGGUGCCAAUACUGGAUAUUAGUUGCUAUGCUUACUGUGUUGGAGAGAUUUGGGGAUGCUUUAUUUUCAUGGGUACCAAUAUACAAUGAAGCCAAAUUGGCGUUGUUUAUAUAUCUCUGGUCUUCUAAGGAGAAAGGCACGGCCUAUCUUUAUAAUCGCUUCUUCCGAGACUUUGUGGCACAACAUGAGGCAGAAAUUGAUAGUAAGAUAUUGGAAUUCAGAGUUAAGACUAGGGAUUUUGCAAACCUAUCUUGUCAAAAGGCUCUAAAUUAUGGCCAAAAAGGUGUUUAUGAGAUUUUGGAGUAUGUUUCUUCUCAUCAGUCGGCGCCACAGCCUCAUUCUGAUCAGAAGCAAGAGAAGGGCACUGGAAAAGUAAUUGCUGCUGGUCAGUCUGAAGCUGUGGCAAGGGACCAAAGAACAACAAGCGACUUUGAAGAGAAACCAACUGAAUCAGUACCAUUGUCUGAAAAUGGAACCCCAAUUCUUCCCAGCAGAAAACACUGGUUAAAGAAGCUCAUCAGAUGAUGCGUCGCAUACUGCACCAAAUUAUAUUAAUGUGAUUUACCAAUUUUCAGCCUUUACAAAAUACAAUUUUAUGUCUUGUUAGUCUUAAUUACUUCCUAUGUACCUCAUGAAAACUAAUCAAGACUUA